AGAAGGACGAUGCUCAGAGCAGAGUGGUGGCAGGAGAGCGCGGGAGAAGAAGUGGGUGACAGUGGGUGACACGUCCCUGCGAAUCUACAAGUGGGUCCCUGUGACGGAGCCAAAGGUUGACGAUAAAAACAAGAACAAGAAAAAGGGGAAAGAUGAGAAGUGUGGCUCCGAGGUGACCACUCCGGAGAACAGCUCCUCCCCGGGCAUGAUGGACAUGCACGGUGAUAACAGCAACCAGAGCUCCAUUGCGGACGCGUCGCCCAUCAAACAGGAGAACAGCAGCAACUGCAGCCCCGCUCCCGAGCCCAGCGCGGCCGUGCCCGGCGAUGGCGCUGACGCCAAGGCGGACGAGGCCCAGGCCGAGGGGAAGGAGCUCCCCGGGGCCGAAGAUGCUUCUGACGAGCAGAAUUCACAGUCCUCAAUGGAGAACUCGGUGAACAGUUCAGAGCAAGUAGAACGGCAGCCGUCUGGGGACUCGGGUCUGGCUGCAGAGACGUCCACAAUCUCUCAGGAUUUGGAAGGAGUGCCACCCUCCAAAAAGAUGAAACUGGAGGCUCCGCAACAAAACUCCGAGGAGAUGUAGACGCCGAGCUCAGCCCUCUGUCCCCGUCUCACAGGAGGCGCGUCAGCAGGCUUAACUCUAAAACAACAUCACCCGAGCGAUCCCUGUCGGGUGCGAAGGGAACUACUAACUUUUCAAGUUUACCAAGUGCGAAUCCAAGAAAACCUAGAGCGGCGUAACUUCUCAGACACUGAAGAACUCUCUGCUGUGAAGUGAAACACUCGAAUCUUGAAGUGACUGUCCUGGGGAAAGCGGGGUGACAGCUCAGGAGCGUCUGCACACUGUCUCUGAAGCCAAGAUUACAUUUGUGUUGCUGCUGUAUUUUUUUUUUCCCCCACUUCUCUAUUUAACGAUAUAAGCUAUUUGAGGGUGGUACCAAUCAGGAAUUCACUUUUUCGUCGGGGCUUUUCACUGUUCAACUGAUUCCUUCCGCUUUCUUUUUUUGUGCCUUGUGCCCUUGAGGUGACCUCUGGCAUGUUUUCCUGGUUGUUUUGCAUCUCCCCUUGCAAAGUGCCCUCUUGGUUCAGUUCGGGCAGCCAUUGCCCCGGUCCUCGCAUCUCUCUCCUCCCUGUCCCAGGACUUCAGCAUCAGGAGCGGACCAGGCAGGGAGAAGGAGAGCUCGAGGCUGCAGAAGAGCAGGACCUCCCCAGCCACCUGAUUUCUAGGUUCAGGGGUCUCAGGGGCACGCCUGGAGUCCCAGGAAGGGGCAGCACCAGCCUCCAGGGUCUGAGGAGUCACCGGUGUCAGGGCGACUGUCCCCAAGAGCUUCCUCGGGGCGUCUGAGGUUGACGUUUCCAAGCCCACAGCGGCCCAGCGGACACACACAGACCUUCGAUCGUUCUGGCACUUCCACCCUCUGCGCCCAUCACACCGCUUCUCCCACCCCUCCUGAGACAGACGGAAUGGCUUCUGUGGCUGACUGCAGGGUUGUCUCUGUUAGAGGCGGAGGAGGCAGGGAGCAGAUGGCAGGAAUAGCUGGUGCUGAACUUUCUCUCAUAGGACGUCGCUUGGAUUUCAAAUCCAGUUACCUGAUGCCCUCGCUCCCCCCUCCACCUGGCGCCACCUGCAGGGGAGGCAAGAUUGUGGUCCGCCAGAAUCCAAAAUCUGCUUGCUUCUGCAUAACGUUCCCCACUCCCAGAGCCGACAGUUGAAUCGCAUCUCAUUCCCAGGGUGGGGAACGGGCGUUGAAGACCAGAAACAAGGCACCAAGGAACUGGAGAGCUUUGCACUUCUCCAGAAAGGGGCCAUCGGGUCCCUCCCCGCCGCCUCCAUCCCCUACCUGCACUGGGACAGCUUCCUCUCGCUGAAACAGAGAUGCCCCCCCUUGGACAAACUGCCUACGUGCUUGGUUCUGAGGCCUCUUAAUUCCUAUACAGACUCCUCAGACCUUAACCCUUCUCCUGAGCUUUCUUUACUGCACUGGAGUUCCAACUCCCUUCGAGUUGUAUGGGGGGGAGGGAGGGUUCCGGGUUUUGUUGUUUGUUUGUUUGUUUGUUUUUCCUGUUCGUUCGUUUGUUUUUGUUUUUGUUCCGGCUAACUGGUGCAUAUUCAGGUACCACCUUUCACGUGUGGAUCCCUCCUGACCACCAUGGGAAGUGUCUGCCAGAUUCCAUUUUCUAAGAGUUUCCGAGGGUGAGGCUCUGAUUUUU
Molecule: messenger RNA, 2211 nt
Organism: Vicugna pacos (alpaca)
Lineage: Eukaryota; Metazoa; Chordata; Mammalia; Artiodactyla; Camelidae
Source: RefSeq, a predicted model, not a curated record